This is a messenger RNA of Gryllus bimaculatus (two-spotted cricket), 318 nucleotides long. Lineage: Eukaryota; Metazoa; Arthropoda; Insecta; Orthoptera; Gryllidae. The record is from the annotation of a GenBank genome assembly.
AUGGAUAACUAUCCCAACGCUCCAGAUGCUGGGCUUAAAUGUUGGCGAAAUACCAUGAUGCAGCGCUUCUUCGUUGCUGAAAAUAUUUCUAAUCGCAUCAUUACGUUUGCCCAACUGCCCCCUGGCACGGCCUCGGUCGCCGCCGCCGCGAGGCGCCAGAAGCCGCGCGAGCGCGCGCGGCCCGGCCCGGACGAGCCGGCGCGCCCGUGCGUGUGUAACCUCACACUCCGACGCAUGCCAAUCUCACCUGCUGAAUAUGACGCAUCUUUCUUCAUCACUUCGACGAGCCUCAGUGGACGUACAAAUAAGAUGGUUUAA